This is a messenger RNA of Exserohilum turcica Et28A, 3360 nucleotides long. RefSeq lists its product as uncharacterized. The transcript has 2 exons. NCBI's taxonomy places the organism in Eukaryota, Fungi, Ascomycota, Dothideomycetes, Pleosporales, Pleosporaceae. Gene Ontology annotation, molecular function: RNA binding. Bases 1 to 3360 code for a protein of 1119 amino acids. The record is from RefSeq and is a predicted model, not a curated record.
AUGGCUCCCCCCUCCAACCGCCCCGACCACCACAUCAACCUCAACUACAUCCCCCAGCUGCCCCAGCCCCCGCACUCGGGCUCCUCGUCGACUGGCAACACGUCGCCCGUCGAGCCGCCCAACAGCGGCUCCCUCCGCUUCUCGGGAAACACGUCGAACCCGCUCGGCGCCGCUGCCGCCAGCACCAGGCUGGGUGCUGGCUCCCCAUCGCAUGAAUAUGGCGGUAGACUAUUUUCCAAACGUGCACGCGAAAUCCAAGCACAGGAAGGCUUGAACCCACAGAUGUGGGGCCCUCCUACUAGUGGUAACUCGACGCCAUUGCGCGAGACGAUUCCAGAGUCUCCCAACAGCGAGAGCCUGAGCUUCCCCGAUUUCAACAACACCGUGCCCGACACCGCUUCAGCUGCGCCGUCUUCGGGUCGUCGUGCCCGCGCCGGUACCCUUCCCUCGCGCUUCUCUCCAUCCGCUGCUCCGCCGGGACUCAUGUCUGCCUCUUCGCUUCUCCCAAAGAGCUCGCGACCAACGCCUUCCACAAGUCCCUUCAAGCCGGGUCCAGGUACACCAACCGACACUUCAAGCUUCAGCGCUCUUGGGUCUACCAACGCUGCCGCCAAGUCGGCACUGCUCUCGCGCCUUCGUGCGGGCUCAAUGCCUCAACGACCAGGCUACCUCCCACCCUCGACCUCGCCUUUCGGCAACCCCAUCUUUUCCAAUGGGUGGUCAAACAGCCGUGACCGCAGCAGCACCCUCCAAAGCAUUGCCUCGGUGCCCUCGAAUGGACCGGGCUCGCCGAGAUCCUCAUUUUCUCGUGAUUCACUUGCCGAUACGGACGUCAAGACGCUUGACUACCUCGGCUUGGUCGAUACGCCUCAGCCCGCCCGGGCUACCCUGGCUCCGUCAGACAUUGAGCUCCUACUGGAAAGCCAGCGCAAUGCAAACAGCCAGAGUUCCAACAGCGCCAAUCGCUUCCGUUCGUACUCGGUCAAUGCAAAGGAAAAGUAUGCCGAGGACGAGGAGGAUCAGUAUGCCGCCUACAGUGGUGCCAUGACGCCUGCUGAAGCAAAUGCACUGCUGAUCCACGAAGCUGUCCGCCAGCACAACCUCGAAGUUCAGGCGUUUGCCAAUAUUGCUUCCAACGCACGCCCCAGAGCCCGAACUGCUGGUGUGCUUGAUGCUCCCUCGCGAGGCGGAAUGCGCCCCUAUCUGCCUGCCAUGGGACGCUUCGACAAUGGUAUGGGAUCUGGUGACAUGACAGAAGAUGCCGAGUACAACCUCACGGAGGCUGUCAAGAAGCUCCACUUGCCUGGCUCCAACUUGGGAGACGACGGAACUUUGGAGGGUCCUACUCGUUCGUUGUGGCUUGGCAACAUCCCCUCUUCCACCACUGUUUCGUCGCUUCAGGUCAUCUUUGCUCAGUAUGGCAACAUUGAGUCUACACGUGUUCUUACCCACAAGAACUGUGGUUUCGUUAACUACGAAAAUCUCGAGAGUGCUGUUCAGGCCAAGUCGACUCUGAACGGAAAGGAAAUCUUCCCUGGCGCUGGUCCUGUCCGCAUUGGCUAUGCCAAGAUCCCAAGUGCCGCAGCCACACCAGGUCACAAUGGUCUCUUCCCCUCGCCAAGCCCGGACCCACUCUCCAAGGGCCAGGCUGAAGGUGCGGCUGGUUCUGCAUCCACUGCUAAGAUUAACAGCGUUCCUGCAAGCGUGCCAUUGACCACACCAGAGCUUAGCGACAUCCGCAACGACAUCAUCCAGAUUGUGAAAGACCUGGGUGCUACCGAUGAAGAGCAGACGAGAAUUUCCACAAAGGUUGAGAAGGCUGUUCAGUUCAACAACUAUGUUGAUGAGAUUCCAUCGGUCGAGGAGCCAAGCCACACGCGCAUCCACGAUGCCCCCAGAUUGCGGGAGAUCCGCAAGCGCAUUGACAAUGGCUCGUGCUCAAAGGAAGACAUUGAGAACAUUGCCAUUGCCAUGCUUCCUGAGAUUGCUGAGCUAUCGUCCGACUACCUCGGCAACACAGUCGUGCAGAAGCUGUUCGAGUUCUGUGAAGAACCCACCAAGGAGGCCAUGCUCCGCGAGAUUGCUCCCCACCUUGCCAAGAUUGGUGUUCACAAGAACGGAACCUGGGCCGCUCAAAAGAUUAUCGAUGUCUCCAAGUCUGAAACGAUGCAGAAGAUGGUUGUUGAUGCUGUUCGACCCUAUGCCAUGGCUCUCUUCCUCGACCAGUUUGGCAACUAUGUCAUGCAGGGAUGCCUCAAGUACCAGCAGUUCAAUGAUUUCAUCUUUGAAGUGAUGCUCGGUAGGCUGUGGAACCUCGCCCAGGGCCGCUUCGGUGCUCGUGCUAUGCGUGCUUGCUUGGAGAGCCACUAUGCCACCAAGGAUCAACAGCGCAUGGUGGCUGCCGCGAUUGCUCUUCACAGCGUCCAGUUGGCGACCAACGCCAACGGUGCUCUGCUCCUGACCUGGUUUCUCGACACUUGCACAUUCCCAAGGAGACGUACCGUCCUGGCUCCUCGCCUGGUUCCGCACAUUGUCCACCUGUGUACCCACAAGGUCGCGUACCUGACCGUCCUCAAGAUCAUUAACCAACGCAACGAGCCAGAAGCCCGCGAUACGAUUCUGCAAGCGCUCUUCUUCUCACCAAACGACCAAGUGCUGGAAAGCAUCCUGGCUGAUCAGAACUGCGGGGCUACCUUGAUCUUCAAGGUCCUUACUACGCCUUUCUUCGACGAGCAGAUUCGUGCAGAUGUUGUGCAGAACGUGCGCAACGUGCUACUGCGCAUCAAGGCACAGCCACAGCAGGGCUACAAGCGACUCAUGGAUGAGGUCGGUCUGUCGACCCGCGGCGGACCUGGCCCACGUGACCAUUCCGCGACUCGGCCAGCAUCCAAGGACAGUGUUGCGUCGGGACCGCCAAACGCCGGCAAUUUCUACCAGGGCCCCGCCCCUGGCUUUGAUCCUGUAGCGCUCCAGCGCACGACAAGCAUGGAUUCCAACGGCUUUGACCAAUUCCCCAUGGGUGGGUACAUGCCGAACAUGCCGGGCAUGAACAACCAACAGCAAAUGCAAUACCAGCAGCUCUUGGCUCGACAGGGUCAGUUCUAUCCCCAGAUGAACGGCUUCCAGCCACCAGUUCCCGGCAUGGACGCCUACCGCAACGCCUCACCUGUUGCUGGUCCCGGCAGCUUCAACGGCUCUCCGAUGAUGCAGCCAGCCAACCUCGCUGGCCAAGGCAUGCCGGGCAUGUAUCCACCAUACGGCAUGUACAUGCCACCUCAGCACCAACAGGCCGCUGGCGGCAACCAGCGACGUGGCAGAGUAAGCAGAAAUGCCUCACCUGCAACGAGCAUCCGCCGUUAA